GCCCCGGCGCCGCCCGCCGCCCGCCGGCCUCCGCGAACGCCGCGUCCCGGCUCCGACGCGGCCUCAACAUGGCUGCGGCGCCGGGGCUGCUGCUGCCGCCGCUCCCGCCGCUGCCGCCGCUGCCGCCGCUGCCGCCGCUGCCGCCGCUGCUGCUGCUGCUGCCGCUGCUCGCGCCGCCCGCCGCGCCGCACUCGCCGGAGCCCGCGGGCCGCGGCCGCCGCUUCUCGGAGCACAAAGUCUGCGCCGACGCCGAGUGCAGCCUGUUGAUGUACCAGGGUGAAGCUCUUGAAGACUUCAAAGGCCCAGAUUGUCGUUUUGUGAAUUUCAAAAAAGGUGAUUCAGUAUUUGUCUACUAUAAACUGACUGGGAUAUUGCCUGAAGUUUGGGCCGGAAGUGUUGGGCAGGCUUUUGGAUACUUUCCAAAGGAUUUCAUCCGUGUUGCCCAUGAAUAUACUAAAGAAGAGCUUCAAGUUCCGGCAGAUGAGACGGACUUUGUCUGUUUCAAUGGGGGCAGAGACGAUUUCACUAACUACAGCGUGGAAGAGCUCCUCGCCUAUUUGGAGUUGCCCAGUCCUGCGUCGAGAGAUUCGGAGGAAGCUGUAGAAAAGACUUCUCAGCAUGUGGAGCCCCCCGCUGAAGUGUCUGGGGACCGUGGCCCUCGGUCCCCCACGGACUCCAGCUCAGAGGGCAGUGACACUGUGGCCCCAGGCAGCAGCCAGGCACUGGAGGACGGUGGGGAGGCUCCGACGGAGCAGGCCCAGGCAACAUCGCCUUCCUCCGAGCUGGAAGCCGUCGUGCGGCACGAUACACUCCAGGUGCCUGCAGGUGAAAGCAGCAGAACCAGCAACAGUUCCCAGGGCCCGGGGGAGCAGCCCGAGAAGAUAGACGCCUAUAAGCUUCUGAAACAGGAUAUGACCCUGGACUUGAAAACCAAGUUUGGCUCCACCGCAGAUGCGCUGGUGUCUGACGACGAAACGACCAGGCUGGUGACGUCGUUGGAGGAUGAUUUCGAUGAGGACCUCGAGGCUGAGUAUUACGCGGCGGGGCAGGAGGAAGAGGAGGAGGAGGAGGAUGGCGUUGAGGACCUGCCGUUGCUCACGUUUGAGGGGGCAGAAGACGGGGAUGAUGGGGACGACAGCCCUAGUCCCCGGAGGACAGGAGUGGAGGGCGGCUCAGCGGGGCGGGAGCAGAAUUCCAGCGAGGGCGCCCGGGAGCAGGCCCCCCGGGCCCUGGGCGGCACCGCCAGCGGUGGCCACAGACCAAGGGACGGGCCAGGGCAGCGGGCCGAGCACUUGAACUCAGAGGACGCUGAUGGUCUCUCAGCUGCAGGGAGCCGCGGGCUGGACCCGCCACCGUCUGUGCCGGAACUGACUGGCCCAGCAGGGGCAGCCGGUGCUCUCGGGAUCCACGGGGUCCUUCAGGCAAGUAAAGCCAGAGCCGCCAGAGUGGACGCAGACGUUCACGGCCUGGGUAAAGUGACAGCCGAGAGGGGGCCGGUUCUGGGCGAGACGGACGCAGAGAGCACGCAGCCCGCGGGCCGUGGGGCCUCCCCGCCCGGCGUUGCUCUGGGCAGCCAGUGGCACUCGGGGCCGGCUGCCGGGCAGCGGGGAGACGCUGUCCCAUCAGCCACCGCCCGCGAGGAUGGGCACCCCGGGGAAGCGGUUGUCCACGUCUCGAAGGAAGAGUCCGGGGGAGAGCCCGCCCUAGCAGGGCGCCCCGGGACCGACAGAUCCCCAAGUCUGUCCUCAGCACCUCAGCAGCAGGACAUGCCCGGAGCAGAGAAGGAUGGCGUCCCGGGCUCCCCCAGACCAAUAGACGCGCUCAUAAGGGAGCCCCCAAAGGAGGCGGCAGAGGAGCAGCGGCCUCCAGCAACGCACUCACAGCCGUCGGCCCUGAGCGAGUCCCGGCUGCCGGCAGGGCUGGAGGCAGGGGCCCCGGCUCCGGGGAGAGACGGCCCCGGGCCGCUUGAACAGGCCACUGCCGAGAAGGAGCAGCUGGGCGAGCGGGAGGGGAGCCUCCGGGAGCAGGAGGCAGAGCAGGACUUCCAGGAGGAAGAAGCAGUGCCCGGCCCCCUGGAAGCUGACCCCACAGGCCAGACUGGGGGUGCAGAGGCCCUGGAUUUGCAUCCUGGGGAAGCAGAGGCAGAGGCAGAGGCGGAAGCCGAUGAAUACACGCCUGAAGAACAACUGGAGGAUGAAAACGCGCUCAGUGCCCGGCAGGCCAGAGGCUCCAGCACGCCGAGCCCCGGGACGCAGGAUGGGCCACCAGGCACUGACCUGCAGGGCCCCAGGGGUGCUGCUCCGGGCACUCCCAGCAGUGUUCUGGAAACCGAAGGGUCCAGAGAAGAAAGUGGGAGAAAAAGCGAAAUGGGGGGGCCCGGGGGAGAUGCUGCUGGUGGGGCGCCAGGGGGCCCCGUGGCACCCGAGGGAGGCAGGGCACUUGCAGGCCCCGGAGCCCAGAGCCUGGCCCUGGGGCGGGAUGCCUCCCACACAGAGACCCCUCCACAGGCCCCAGAGGCAGCUGCCGGGGAGGGAGACCACCCAGAGGAGAUCCUUGGCGGCCCCGGAGAGCUCACGGACACGGAGGCCACGUGGACACCCGGCCCAGAGCAGGGCGGUGGCCUGGCCCCCUGGCCCCCACAGCAUCUGCCCAUCAUCGGCAGCUUCUUCAAGGACCUGCGGUCGUGGCAGCGGUUCCAGAAGUACAUGGAGGUGGCCGAGCUGGAGGCCCUGCUCCGGGACCUGUCCUCGCGGCUGGCGGCCGCCCAGCGGGAGAGCCUGCCCUACAACGCCGAGAAGGUCCUGGACAAGGUCUUCCGAGCCGCCGAGGCCCACAUCCUCAGCGCGGCCGAGCAGAUGCUCGAUGCCCGGGCAUCCAGCAGCGGGGACCCGAGUGCCAGGGACAGUGAUGUGUUCGAGGAGGCGGCCGUGCUCGACGACGUCCAAGAUCUGAUCUACUUCGUCCGGUACCAACACUCCACGGCAGAGCUGCCCGUGCCCCCGGCCACGCCGCUGCCUCCCGGGGACGCCUGGGAGGGACCCGUGGAAGAGCCACAGCCACCCACUGAAGAGGACGUUCCACAAGAGAAGAUGGAGGAGCUGCUGGCGCCCGAGCCCGAGCCGCUUCCUGGAGAGCCCAGCCCCGUGGAUCCGCCCGGGGAGAGUGCCAUGGUUGCCACCGAGGUGUCCCCAGAGCCGAGUCCUGAGGAAGACACAGAUGCAGGGAUGCUCACCCCCGAGAGCUCACCUGCUGAUGCCGAUGGGGCUGGCAAGCAGCUGGAAACAGACAUCGAGGACGCAGCGCGAACCACACCCCUGGAUGGUGCAGCCUAUCUGAUAUACUCGUGCGUGGCCUACUUACUUCGGAUGCUGAUGACCACCUUACCUGACGACGGGCAGAGUCCAGGGCUCUACGGCCUGGCCUGGCAGCCUGUGCUGGCGACUGCCUUCCUGGGCGUCGUUUCCUUCGUUCUCUUUUGGAGGAUGCUCCUGGAGGUAAAGAAUAAAAAGUAUCAAGUUACGGAACAACAAAUUUCUGAGAAGGUGGAGAAUCUCAAAAAAGAAAAUUCAGAACUUGCUCAAGAAUUGUCAAAUUAUGAACAGAAGGUUAAGGAAUCCAAGAAGCUUACUCAAGAAACCAAGAAACUGAAUGUCCUUCUUUCUGAUAAAGCUGCAAAAUAUGAGGAUAAAAUCAAGAAGCUUGAAGAAAGUAAUGAAUCUCUGAGUAACACAGCUAGAACUCUGCGAGAUAUGUUAGAAUCUGAGCGAGCUCAGAAUGCCAAGAAUAAAGACUUGAUACUGGAAAACAAAAAAUCUAUAAAGAAAUUAAAGGAUGUUAUUUCGAUGAACGCUUCUGAAUUAUCAGAGGUUCAGAUUGCUCUUAAUGAGGCUAAACUUAGUGAAGAAAAGGUGAAGUCUGAAUGUCACCGAGUUCAAGAAGAAAAUGCUAGACUGAAGAAGAAGAAGGAUCAGUUACAGCAAGAAAUCAAAGAAAUGACUAAAUCACAUUCCGAGAUGAGCGAGCAAAUCAGAUCAUUUGCACAGACUCAAAAAGACUUGGAAGUAACUCUCAACCACCAGGAUGAUGAUAUUGGUGCGUUGACCAAUUGUAUUACACAAUUGAAUCGGCUGGAUUGUGAAUCUGAACUCGAGAGUCAAAACAGAGGAGGAAAUGAGUCAGAUGAGUUAGCAAAUGGAGAAGUGGCAGGUGACCCGCCUGAGAAGCUGAAAAAUCGAAUCAAACAGAUGAUGGAUGUUUCUCGGACCCAGACUGCAGUGGCAGUGGUUGAAGAGGACCUGAAGCUUUUACAGUCUAAACUGCGAGCAUCAAUGUCCACCAAGUGUAAUCUGGAAGAUCAAAUAAAGACACUGGAAAGUGAGCGGAGCUCGCUGCUCUCGGUCAAGUCUGGCCUGGAGGAAGAAUGCAAGACUCUGAAGCAGAAAGUGGAGAUUCUGAACGAGCUCUACCAGGAGAAAGAGAUGAUGUUACAGAAAAAGCUGAGUCAAGAAGAACACGAACGGCAGGAACGAGAACAGCGACUGUCAGCAGCAGAUGAAAAGGCAGAUUUGGCUGCAGAGGAAGUAAAAACUUACAAACGGAGAAUCGAAGAAAUGGAGGAAGAAUUAACGAAGACGGAGUAUUCUUUCAAAAACCAGAUUGCUGCACACGAGAAGAAAGCACACGAAAACUGGCUCAAAGCUCGAGCUGCAGAGAGAGCCAUGGCGGAAGAGAAGAGAGAGGCUGCCAGCUUGAGACAGAAACUGUUAGAAGUUACCCAGAAGAUGGCGAUGCUGCAGGAGGAGCCGGUGAUUGUGAAGCCGCUGCCGGGGAGACCUGGCAUGCACAACCCUCCCCGCAGAGGUCCUUUAAGCCAGAACGGCUCUUUCGGCCCCUCUCCCGUGAGCGGUGGAGAAUGCUCGCCACCACCCAUGCCGCCAAUGACAGAGCCACCUGCCAGGCCCCUCUCGGCCACUGCACUCAGUCGCAGAGAGCCGCCCAGGAGUGAAUUUGAUGCUGGACCUGGAGCCGCCCCUGUGAUGAACAGCUCCAGAAGCUCUUCCCCCAGCAGGGCGCUGGAUGAGGGCAAGCCAACUGUCCCCCAAGAGUCUGGCAGUCCUUCGGGUCCCCGCAGUGCACCUUUGACUGAGCACCCAGUAGCAGUUACGAUGGCCAUGAAGGGCCCCCCACCGUUCCCAGGGAUGCCUCUCCUGGGGGGCCCCAUGGGCGGCCCUCCACCACCGCCCGUCCGGUACGGAAUGCUGCCUCAGCACGCUAGACCUUUUGGACCUCGGCCGAUCCCUCCGAACAUGCCCUCAUUCGGUCCUGGCCUGCGCCCACCACUGGGCCUGAAAGAAUAUGCUCCAGGCAUUCCGCCUGGAAAACGGGACGGGCCCUAUGACCCUCGGGAAUUCAUACCUGGACAUGCACCGUUUAGACCAUUAGGCCCUCCGGGGCCCCGAGAGUACUUUAUUCCUGGUACCCGAUUACCACCUCCACCCCACGGGCCCCAGGACUAUCCACCUCCACCUCACGGGCCCCAGGAUUAUCCGCCUCCACCUCUCGGGCCCCAGGAUUAUCCGCCUCCAUCGGCGGCUAGAAACUUAAUGCCUUCCGGCUCUCGAGAGGAGGCUCCCCCUGCGUCUCAGGGUGGCAGCCCAAGCGCCUCCCAGGCUCUGAGACAGAGCCCUUAAAACUGUGACUUCUGACAGCUGGUCCGUCCACAAGGAAGCCGACUGGGCGCUAUGUGUUUGACCGUAAAGAGUUCACUGACUGGAACAUCUAAAGGGGUGGGGCUGAAGAGAGAGCUACAGCAGGUAGGGCGUUUGCCUUAAAAGCAGCCAACUAUGUGAUUCCCCCGAGCCUGCCUGGUAAGGCCCCAACCCCCAGCCCCCCCCAACAAAUCUGCAGGGUGAUUUAAAAGUUUUUCAAAAUAAGCUGCUCUGGCAGAAUGCAUUUUUUGAGCCAAACAAUUCAAAAAUACAAUUUCUCCUCUUAAUAAAAAUUAUCUUGUAUGCUAGAGCCUCCUUACAACUCUGAAAUGUGCAAUAAAGAAUACCUGUGUUUUAGUUAAAUGUAGCAUAUGUAACUGCUAAAUGAUUUAGAGUGUCAUGAGAAAUAUGAACAUUUCCUGUGGAAAUGCUAUAAGAACAUGUAUUUCCAUUCUAUUUUUUAGUGUACACCAGCUGAAUACAGAGUAAUGGUGUUUAUAAGCUUUUUUUUUUUUUAAAAAAAAAUAAAGAAAGAAUAUUUGGUCGCAAAGACUGUUACGCUAAAAUGUUUACUAAAGACCACUAAAGGCUCUCUUCGCCUCUCGCUGAAAUCCUUUGUAGUAAUAGUUGAUAAAACUUUUGGUUAUUACUGUU
Molecule: messenger RNA, 6362 nt
Organism: Sorex araneus (European shrew)
Lineage: Eukaryota; Metazoa; Chordata; Mammalia; Eulipotyphla; Soricidae
Gene: MIA3
Product: MIA SH3 domain ER export factor 3
Exons: 28
Coding region: 69-5690 (1873 amino acids)
Biological process (GO): protein secretion; vesicle cargo loading; endoplasmic reticulum to Golgi vesicle-mediated transport
Cellular component (GO): endoplasmic reticulum membrane; endoplasmic reticulum exit site
Molecular function (GO): protein binding
Source: RefSeq, a predicted model, not a curated record